AUGACGCGUUGGCUUCUCUUGUCUUCGUUAUUUCUGUUGGGAGGAGCAUCGGCCCACGGCGACUCCCAAGGCAACGGCUUCAAGUUCUUCGGCUACGAAACCUGGCCGGUGAAUUACCGUGACCUCUGCGACGGCAUCAUCAAAAACGAACAUCAUGAGAACUCCAGUUGGCCUCUUUUUCAGUCCAUAAAAAAUUCGGGUUGCAGGCCUUUACUGUGCUGUCUUUUUCAUGGACUACAGUUGGAUCAAAGUCGAAGUUCUCGACCUCGAAAUACCACUUGUCGUUUUUCGCGACCUUUUGGAGGAUUCCUCUGUAAAUACUAUGGUCGAAGUGAUCACCGCCGCCGAAUUGAAGAAACAGGUGAGAAAAAAAAAUCGAAUGGAUAAGAAAUCAUUCUAAUCAGAGUGUCGUUGGAGUCGUUAACUCGCCGUCAAGACAGGCCAACGGUUCCUGGUUCCGACGCAACGCCAACAAUGCCACGGAGGCAAUUUUUACCCGCGUCGACCGAGCCAUGCCAAACGUUGAAAUUAGAUCAUCAGAAGAUUUCUCGGUAAAAAUUUAGAGUUUUGAAAGCUCGAAAAAAAAACAAACUCAGUAAUUUGAAAAAACCUUCUUUAAGUUUUAUAUCUAUUGGUCACCUCAUGAAACAGUCUAGCUUCUCUAUGCUCUCUUCUCUACCACAGGCGUUGAAAAAUGAAAUUAAAUGUUAACACGAUAGCGGUGGCUGGGGAAAAGGGAGAAGUCAAGAAACAUUUUUUGAGGCAUGGUGAAAAAAAUGAAGCACUUUCCGAGCUCAAUUUCCAUUUCAAGGCAAGGAAGUGUUUCAGGCGCUUUCAUAUCACCCAGGAGGUCACUACUCUCCCCACCACGACUUCCUGACUUACUUCUCGGAUUCUGAGUACGACUACUGGAUGAAGAAUUUCGGAAACAGAUACGCCACCCUCAUCGUUGUCUUGCAACCCGCUGAGAAAGGAGGAGGUUUUUUUGGGAGAAAAAGGGUUGAAACUAUCAUAUCAACAUUCGAGGUACGGUGUUUCCUCAUACCAACACGACAGUUCGGCCUAACAAAGGCGACGCCUUUUUCUGGCUGAACAUGAACGAGUUCCAAGGAAUGGUUUGUGAAGAAUCCAUCAACGUUCUUCUGAACGUAUGGAUACAGAAAGACCGAUCGCUGCAUGGGGGCUGUCCAAUCUACGAAGGUCAGAAGCUUAUCUUGACCAUGUGGAUCCGGAUUCGUGAUCAGCCAUUGCUGCUUCAAUGCCGUCCUGAUGGAUCCCUCUCUCUCGACCUUUUGCUCAAGCCUUCUUAUUCCCAGCAGAGAAACUACUACGAAGUUGUCAGUUCUAAUUAUCAAAACCUAUUUAGUGAAUUUCCAAAGCACAGCGCCAUGGAGUAGACAAUACCUUCCUUUUUAACUUUUUAGCAAAAAGCCACAGCAAAAAGAUACAUUUUAGAAUAUUUUGAUCUGUGAACUGUGACACAUGUUAGAUGUGAGGUACGCGUAUUUAUAAAUUCUCGAUUUCUAGCUGUUCACUACGAUUUCUGUUUCAAAACUUCAAAAUUUUUAACUAGAAUUAUCGAAAUUAAAAUUUAACUUGAACGUAAAAAACUUUUUUUUUUCCAAAUUUUAGGACUUUGCACCAUCAAUUUUAAAUACUGAUCAGCGUAGAUUCCUCAUGUGCUCAUAGGACGAAAAAAAUUCGAUAUAUAUUAUUUUUGUCAAGUUUUUCUCUGAUACAUUUCUUCCCUAUUUCAACUUCUACAGCCGCGAGAGGAUUACAAGAGCCAGCCGGUCCAAUCGAAGUUGGAGAAGGUUAUCAAUUUCUUUCUCUUAGGCUUAAAAAAGGUCUUACUUUACUUUAUGAAUUAGGUUCUCGAGAUUUCCUUUUUACUUGUGAUUGUAAGUCUGUGAUUGUAAAUGCGUUUUUGUGAUGAAUAAAACGAUUUUGAAGUAUACCGUUUGGACAGCAGACCGUCGUGUCUUCCGUUUCGCCGAAAUGA
Messenger RNA from Caenorhabditis auriculariae, 2002 nucleotides. The record is from the annotation of a GenBank genome assembly. Lineage: Eukaryota; Metazoa; Nematoda; Chromadorea; Rhabditida; Rhabditidae.